Bufo gargarizans (Asiatic toad) is the source of this 1471-nucleotide messenger RNA. RefSeq names its product 2,4-dienoyl-CoA reductase 1 (gene DECR1). Gene Ontology annotation, molecular function: 2,4-dienoyl-CoA reductase (NADPH) activity. Gene Ontology annotation, biological process: fatty acid beta-oxidation. The transcript is spliced from 10 exons. Gene Ontology annotation, cellular component: mitochondrion. NCBI's taxonomy places the organism in Eukaryota, Metazoa, Chordata, Amphibia, Anura, Bufonidae. The record is from RefSeq and is a predicted model, not a curated record. The coding region runs from base 64 to 1092 and encodes 342 amino acids.
GCGGAUCACGUGAUUCGGCGGGGUCUGUAAAGUGGGUUGUGCCGCUUUCGCUUUGACAUCUGAAUGUUGAUAAUGAAAAUGGCGGCCUUGAUCUCGGCUGUGGGGCGCCGUGCUGUCCUGAGUGCUAGAGCCGCUCCGAGUGGGAUCCGGGUAUUCAGCCAUGGAACAGCAGUGUUAUCAAGCGAGAACAAGGAGGCCCCUCAAGCCAAGUUCUACCCCCCAUUUCAGAAUGUGAUGCUCCCUCCUGAUACAUUCAAAGGAAAGGUGGCCUUUAUCACAGGAGGUGGUACCGGCCUGGGGAAAGGGAUGACGACAGCCCUGUCCAGGUUGGGAGCAGAAUGCGUCAUAUCCAGUAGGAAAUUGGAUGUUCUGAAAGCAACCGCAGCUGAAAUUGCAUCAGAAACUGGAAAUAAGGUUCAUGCUGUGCAGUGUGAUGUCAGAGACCCAGAGUCUGUUAAGAAAGCGGUAACAGAAGUCAUUCACGUGGCUGGACAUCCAAGUGUUGUGAUUAACAAUGCAGCCGGGAACUUUAUCUCUCCUUCCGAAAGACUUUCUCCCAAUGCCUGGAGAACCAUCACUGACAUCGUUCUUAAUGGCACAGCUUACGUAACGCUUGAGGUCGGCAAAGAGCUAAUUAAAGCAGGAAAAGGUGCGGCAUUUCUGGCUAUUACCACGAUAUAUGCAGAGAGUGGAUCUGGAUUUGUUGUUCCCAGCGCUUCUGCUAAGGCGGGAGUGGAGGCUCUAUGCACAUCUCUUGCAGCAGAAUGGGGACGAUAUGGUAUGAGGUUUAACGUUAUACAGCCUGGGCCCAUAAAAACAAAGGGUGCAUUUAGCCGUCUAGACCCCACAGGAGCCUUUGAAAGUGACAUGAUCAAGAGGAUCCCAUGUGGUCGCCUUGGCACACCAGAGGAAAUAGCAAAUCUUGCAGUGUAUCUAUGCAGUGACUAUGCAAGCUGGGUGUCUGGAGCGAUCAUACGAAUGGAUGGUGGUGAAUAUGUUUCAAUGGCUGGAGAGUUUAACAGCUUACGAAAGGUAACCAAGGAGCAGUGGGAUCUCAUGGAAAAAUUAAUCCGGGGCACAAAAGGCUCCUAAUCCCGACACCUCUCACUUAAAGAAGAUUGGAGGAAUAAUGGAGGAUUCUCCUUUCAGUGCCCUUCGUUCAGUCAGUUACACUAUAUCGAACGUCAGCUCUACUAAGCUUCCACUGAAUACCUUUCCACAUCAGAACUAGCACUUUUCAGUCGUCGUUUUGUCCUUAUAAGGAGGCCUUUUUGUUUGUUCUACUUGGAAAAACUGAAAUUUAGCCCAAGAAAUCAAAAACUUUAUUAACGGGAACUGUGAUUUACUGGUAUUUAGCAAUUCAGCUAAAAAUUGAGAAUCUGUAAUGAAUGAUGUCAUACCUGUUGCUGUUUACAUCACUUUGUGCCUUAUUACAUGUAAUAAAAUACUAUGGUAAAGCCAUGGACCGUGA